Molecule: messenger RNA, 2463 nt
Organism: Panicum virgatum (switchgrass)
Lineage: Eukaryota; Viridiplantae; Streptophyta; Magnoliopsida; Poales; Poaceae
Product: something about silencing protein 10-like
Exons: 16
Coding region: 357-2264 (635 amino acids)
Biological process (GO): maturation of SSU-rRNA from tricistronic rRNA transcript (SSU-rRNA, 5.8S rRNA, LSU-rRNA)
Cellular component (GO): small-subunit processome; nucleolus
Source: RefSeq, a predicted model, not a curated record
CUAUCGGCCUCUCCGCGACUCCGCCCGCCUCACGCCGCCGCCUCCCUGGCUCCCUCUCGGCUCGACUGCUAGGCCGCCGCCGCCCGCCAUCGACGUGCCCCGCCGCCCCCGCCCCCCAGGCAGCCCCGCGCGGCCGCGCCAAGGCGGUCUGCAGUCUGCUGCUCGCCUGCUCACGCUCGGAGGCCGAGUGUCCCGCGGCCUCGCGAGGGCGCGCGCCGACCAGGGGUAGCGGGUGCAGGCGCCAGGCGGCGAGGGGUUAGGGUUUUAGGAAACGAACCUCGCUAGGCCUCCGCGCUUCCCGUUCCCCUCUCAACGCCCCCGCCUCCACGGAAGCCACCGCACCAGCCUAGCCUAGCAUGGGGAAGAGGGCGAGGACGGCUCCGCGGCGGCCCCAGGCAGGGGGGCCUGCAAAGUCCAAGAGGACCGACGCGCUGGCGGCGAUUUCCGACUCGGACGACGACGAAAUUGAUGCCUUCCACAAGAAGCGGGACAUGAUCCCCUUCAAUGCCGAUGAUGUGAGAGAGUCGGAGGAUGACGAAAUGGAGCAGCCCGUGUUUGACCUCGAGGGUGUUUCUGAUAGUGAAACUGAUCACAGCGGAGGAGAAGAGAACAGUGACAUGGAUGAAGCAAAUUAUGAAGAAUGGGACAAAGGGUAUAUUGCAAAAUUAAAAAGAGCGGAGAGGGCUGUGAAACAACUUGCUGGAGGUGAUGAUAGCAUGGAUGAGAAAGAGGAAGAUGAAAAGAACACAGAUGUUUGGGGCAGAGGUAAAAAGGCAUAUUAUGAUGAUGGUGAACAAUCUGGUGACGAUGAGGUGGAUUAUGAGGAGGCACAAAGGAUCCAGAAAGAGAAUGAAAAAAAGCUUUCUAUGAAAGAUUUUGGAUUAGAAGAUGGUGAUAGUGAUGAAGAGAAUGAUGUCACAAAGCAGGCAUCCAACCAUGAAACCGUACUAAAACAGGAGUUUACUGUCUUAUCAGGCAAUGACAAAAUGGAUGUGUUAUACAGUUCUGCUCCUGAACUCGUUAGCUUGUUGUCUGAAUUGAAGGAGGUCCAUGAAGAACUUAAGGCCAUAGGACAGCUCACCAAUGUGGUUACAGUUGGCCCAGGCAAAGCUAAAGGUAGAAUGCAACCUUUGGAAGUGAAGAAAGCUUGUUUGCUGGCUUAUUGUCAAGCUAUUACCUUCUACCUCCUUAUGAAAGCUGAGGGGUUGUCCGUGCAUGAUCAUCCUGUAAUUUCUCGCCUUGUAGAGACCAAGAAUAUGGUAGACAAGAUGAAGCAAGUUACCGUGAAUCUAGGGAGGCAAAAGGGGAGCACUGAUGACCAUAACAUGGAUAGCAGCCCCAUCCAAGCUGAUAAGAUGAUCUCAUUGGACAAAGGGGAGGGUAAACGUAGCAUUGUACAAGCACUUGAUAAAGUGAAACAAGGCUCUGAUAUCUCUAAAUUGAGGAAGAGUGAGCCUUCUAAUAGUGAUCGGCAUGAAGUUAACAAAGAGAAGAACAAGGAUGAGCAAAUGGGCUUGCAAAGCCAGGAAAUGUUGAAAGUAAGAGCCAACCUUGAGGAAAGAUUAAAGAAAAAAGGGCUCUAUAAUUUGACAAGAUCAAAGCCAGAGAAGUUGUCAAAAACUAGGACAACUAGUAAUCGAAGAGACCUGCAGACAUUGGAUGACUUUGAUGAUGAAGUGCAGAAGAAUAAUCAAAUGAUAAAACCUAGCAAACUUGUGGCAGCUGCUGCUAAAUCAAAUAAAAGCAAGUUUGUUUCUGGUGAUGAUGACCUUCCAAAGCGAGAUAAUAUCGGUGAAAGGCGGAGGAAACAUGAGCUUCACGUCCUAUCAAGAGUAGGAGCUAACUCACUUGAAGAUGAUCAUGAGUUGCCAGAAGAUGGUGACAAUACUGAAGAUGACCAUGAGUUGCCGGAAGAUGGUGACUAUUCUGAGGACUUCUAUGAGGAUGUGAAAAGACAGAGGACUGAAAAACUGUCGAUCAAGAAUGAGAAGUGCUUAAUAACGCCUAGCAUUCAACCUGUGGAGGAAAUGGAUGGAGAUGGCAAAAGGAAGAUUUCAUAUCAGAUCGAGAAGAACAGGGGGUUGACACGAUCCAGAAAUAAGAAAAAGAAGAAUCCACGAAAGAAUUACAGGAAUAAGCACGAAAACAAGCUUGUCAAGCGUAAAGGCCAAGUGCGUGAUAUCAAGAAGCCCUCUGGUCCAUAUGGAGGUGAAAUGUCUGGCAUCAACCCGAACGUCAGCCGUAGUGUUCGGUUCAAGAGUUGAUGCCAGUUGUAAGGAUAUGAAAAUUUUGUGGCUGAACAUGAAAAUGUUAGGUUUUACCGUUUAAGGAUAGGAUAACUCCGGAUUAACUUCCUGCCACAGACCCCAAUACGUUAUUGAUUUCCCUCCUUGACUGGAACUAAAAUUUAUUUGCUCACUUUAUGUAACGAGACAAAAAAAAGCUGACUUGAACAAUGUGUCA